AAAUGGACACGCCGAACAACUACGUCAGAGGCCGAGCGCUUUCGUCGACGGCGACUGUGACGGCGCACAGAUGCGUAUUCGAGACUAUAUAAAUCACUGCACCCACUGUGAUGAUCCCCUACCUGACCAUCAUCAUCAAUCCCCCUGAUUAACAUGCACCCCUACUAUCACAACCACUACUUCCGUGGCCCAUCCCGCAUCCUCUGGUUCAUCCUCGGUGCAGGUGCUGCUACUUUCUGGCAUUGCAAUCGCCAGAUGCGCGAACAUCGUGCACAGUACUUUCCUUGCGUCAUGCAUCGACGUCACGUAGAAGGGAGUGGCGAACACCCUACUCCCCCUGUCUACUCUAAGCCUGACGCUCCAACGCCCCAGGAACAGAGGUGGAACUUCAUCUAUAGGAGGCAGCCUGACCGCAAUGGGGAUGGAACCGCGGGUUGGAAUCAACGAGAGUGGGAGGAGGACAAGGAACGCCUUAAGGAGAUUCAGAAGCGCACCGAGGAUGCGAUGCUCGAUAUGUCUGAAUCCACCCUAGAGUCCAUUGUCUCUACAGUGGAAGCACUGAAAACCAAACUCGCUCAACACAAGACCCAACGCGAACAAGAACGAAAGAAUUACGAAGAAGAACUCGAGAAACAAAAGAAAGAUCCUCUUCGAUAUGUUUAAAUCAAAGUACCGUGCAUUACAUAUGUACAUCAUCACCCCUCCCUCGUUAUCCAUUUAAUUG
Messenger RNA from Suillus subalutaceus, 724 nucleotides. RefSeq lists its product as uncharacterized. The record is from RefSeq and is a predicted model, not a curated record. The transcript is spliced from 3 exons. Bases 154 to 663 code for a protein of 169 amino acids. NCBI's taxonomy places the organism in Eukaryota, Fungi, Basidiomycota, Agaricomycetes, Boletales, Suillaceae.